AUGGCCGAUGGCGUUGAAAUAGAUCUUUAUGCCGACGACUUGGAUCAGGAUUAUUCACAAAGCAAUGACGAUUUCGGUGGAGAGAGCGGCGACCUAUACGACGAUGUGAUUGUUCCGUCCGGGGACCGCAACAAUGCAGGCAGGGACUCAUCGAUCGACCGGGGUGAGGGUGUCGAUACGAACGGCUCGUACCACCACCAUCCGGGUGCGUGGUCGUUAAGCCACAUCCCGAGACGUCACCAGUUGUACGUGGGUAACCUGUCCUGGUGGACCACGGAUCAGGACAUUGCCGAUUCGGUGGCUGACAUUGGCGUGAGCGACUUCCAGGAGGUGAAGUUCUUCGAGAACCGUGCCAAUGGUCAGUCAAAAGGAUUCUGCGUGAUUUCGCUCGGAUCGGAAAACAGCAUGCGCCUGGUGAUGGAACGGUUGCCCAAGAAGGAGCUGUACCGCCAAAAUCCGGUAGUGACGCUGCCUACCAAGCAGGCGCUCAAUCAGUUCGAGAGUCAACAGAAGACCCGACCUACACCACCGGCACCGGGACAAUCUAACGGUCCCCGACCGCCUGUUCCGGGAAUGCCAAUGGGCGGUCCUGGAGGACCUGGGGCACAUGGCGGACUCGGUAUGGGAGGCCCCGGUGGUCCCCCGGGAGGUGGUCCAGGUGGCCCACAAGGUCCGGGAGGACCGCAAGGUCCUGGUGGACCGCAGCCACGAAUGAUGAAUCCAAACAUGCCUCCAGGGAUGCGUCCACCACAUCCGCACAUGUCGGGACCGAUGCACAUGCAAGGACCACACGGACCAGGUGGACCACCGAGACCGCAGGGACCGCCAAUGCAUCAAGGAAACGGACCACCACAACAAGCGCCCCGGUUUCAGAAUCAAAACCAAUGGAACGGUCCACCUCGUAUGAACGGCCCGCGGCCAGGCGGUCCAGGAGGUCCUGGUCCAAUGCAGCAUAGACCACAGAUGUUCCAGGGGCCACCGAAUGGCAUACCACGAGGUCCGCGGCCAGAGUGGAACAGACCGCCUAUGCACGGUGGUUAUCCGCCCGGUCAUCCUGGUGGGCCUGGUCAGGGACCACCGCACAUGCAAGGUGGUCCACAUGGUCCACGGGCUCCACAUCACGGUUCGAUGGGUGGACCGCCUGGACCACAGGGACCGGCACCACACGUAAACCCGGCCUUCUUUAAUCAGAGCAGUGGCCCACCGAAUCAUCCGAAUGGUGGAGGCCCAGUGGGACCGCCUCACGGCCCGCAGGGACAGGGCGGAGGGCCUCCGCAGCACUUUAAUCCACAGGGUGGUGGAGCUCCACGUGGAGGGCCAUGGCCAGUGCAGGGAGGUAAGCCACCAGGAGCACCGGGUGGAUUUCCGGAGCAUCCCAUCACACCGCAGCUGAGUGAAGCGGAAUUCGAAGAGAUUAUGACGAGGAACCGUACGGUCAGCAGUUCUGCCAUCGCUAGAGCUGUGUCGGACGCAGCCGCUGGAGAGUAUUCCAGCGCCAUUGAAACACUGGAGACUGCGAUCUCGCUCAUCAAACAGUCCAAAGUCGCCCAAGACGAACGCUGUAAGAUACUGAUAGUAUCGCUACAGGACACACUCCACGGUAUCGAGACAAAGAGCUAUUCUCGUCGAGAGCGGUCUCGAUCGCGCGAACGUUCGCACAGACGGGAACGUCAACGCCGGGAGCGCUCUUCAUCUCGCUAUCGAGAACGGUCUCGAGAUCGUGAGCGGGAUCGUGAACGUGAUCGUGAGCGUGAUCGGGAGCGUGAUGGCUCCCGUCGAUCUCGUCCUAGAAAAUCUCCAGAACCGACAACUGAUAACACAACGGACAGCUCCUCCAAACGCUACUACAAUGACGAUCGGUACCGAUCAUCGGACCGUGAGCGGGAACGUGAUCGCGAUCGUGAACGACGCGAAGAUCAUCGUUCCAGACAUUGAAUUAUAUCUUCUACAUCCCACUUCAAUAUACGUUCAGAAGUUGCAAAAAGUGUGCAUUGUCCUUCUUCGUUCAAUUAAUACGAAGGCGUAUAAACUUUUAGAAGACACAGCACUGAACAGACGACAUUUCCGGUGUGGUCUCUGAUACACUAGAAAACCUUUCGGUAUAGAUGGCGUUUUCCCUUAUUCGAUUGGAUACCUCAAUUGGUGUGCACUACUAUUAUUUCGAAUGAUCCUCAUCCAAGCUCGACCCGCUGCUAUCGGGGUGUCGUGUUUUCCGCGCCCCUAGUUCUUGACGCUGAAGCGGAUGAGUGUACGAAGUAUUGCAAAUAUUUUAUUGCUGCACUUUUAUAAGCUUCAUUUUUUCUAGACUCGAUUUGACAAUUUCGUACUAUUUCUUUACGAAUUGUAAUGGCAAAUGGAAGCAGUACAUGAAUGUGUACUACUAGUUAAAAAAAACUUAUGAGUAAUUUUCACCCAAUUGUAUGCUAAACUCGAAUGGUUUUCAUUUUUACACGAUGAUCCUUUCGUACAAUUGUAUUCAGUAGUGGAUAUUAGGAACAGAGUAAACAAAAAGGUUUUCUUCUUUUUUAUUAGAACAAAAUAUUAUGCAGGCCCUGGGCCGCACAGAAGUCCACGCUUGCAAAGUAGAAAUUAAUAUUUUGCAUCGGAUAAGUUAAAAAGUCGUUUUGAAUGUUGAUAAAGUAAUUCUGGUGUGCAAAAAAAAAAAACAAACAAAAAAGAAUUCAUAAUCACGGAAACAUCUCCUUGUGGUAU
Molecule: messenger RNA, 2712 nt
Organism: Anopheles nili
Lineage: Eukaryota; Metazoa; Arthropoda; Insecta; Diptera; Culicidae
Gene: Cpsf6
Product: cleavage and polyadenylation specificity factor subunit 6
Exons: 6
Coding region: 1-1935 (644 amino acids)
Biological process (GO): mRNA alternative polyadenylation
Cellular component (GO): mRNA cleavage and polyadenylation specificity factor complex
Molecular function (GO): mRNA binding
Source: RefSeq, a predicted model, not a curated record